Symbiodinium sp. CCMP2592 is the source of this 1038-nucleotide messenger RNA. The record is from the annotation of a GenBank genome assembly. NCBI's taxonomy places the organism in Eukaryota, Dinophyceae, Suessiales, Symbiodiniaceae.
AUGGUCAUCGACUUCUUUGCCCCGUGGUGCAAGGCCUGCCCCAAGGCGGCGCAGAAAAUGGAUGAGUUAGCAGAAAAACACAGCGGCCGUUGCCAAUUUGUUCUGGUUUGCGUCGACGGCUCCAUCGAGGAGGCCCGCAAGUUUGCAACGACCCACGGAAUCCAGCGAUGCAUCGUCACGGCAGUCGUGGACGAGGAUGCGCCGCAAAGCUACGGCGUUUCGGGGCUGCCCCACACCACGGUGAUUGCGCCGAGUGGCAAGGUCGCAAAGAAUGGUAACCACACCGAAGUGACACUGCCGGAUGACUUGGAUGCCGUCUUGGGCACUGAGGAGGCCAUCCUCCCGGCCCCGCGCCAGAGCCGCGUUUCGGAGGAGUAUCGCAGGUUAGAGAAGGAGGACCCCCUCUUGAAGGAAAACCCGAAGCGCUGGGUCAUGUUCCCUCUGCAGCAUCCGGAAGUUUGGGAGAUGUACAAGAAGCACGAAGCAUCUUUCUGGACGGCGGAGGAGAUCGAUUUGGCUCAGGACAGCAAGGAUUGGGUGAACCUGAAUGAGGGCGAGCAGCACUUCAUCAAGCACGUUCUUGCCUUUUUCGCGGCCUCGGAUGGCAUCGUCCUGGAAAACCUGGCGUCGCAGUUCUCGUCGGAGAUUCAAAUUCCAGAGGCCCGCGCCUUUUAUGGCUUCCAGAUCGCAAUGGAGAACAUCCACUCUGAGACCUACUCCCUGCUGAUUGAGCAAUACAUCAAGGACCCGAAAGAACGGGAGAACCUGUUCGAUGCUAUCCACACCAUGCCGCCGGUGCGCGAGAAGGCACACUGGGCCGUGCAGUGGAUGAACCGCGAGGCGAGCUUUGCGGAGCGCCUUGUGGCCUUUGCUGCCGUGGAGGGCGUGCUCUUCAGUGGAUCCUUCUGCGCAAUCUUCUGGCUCAAGAAGCGUGGCUUGAUGCCCGGGCUGACUUUCUCCAACGAGUUGAUCUCCCGCGACGAAGGGCUCCAUGCAGACUUCGCCUGCCUCUUGUACCAGAUGAUGCGAGUUUUGUGA